Messenger RNA from Sardina pilchardus (European sardine), 4725 nucleotides. RefSeq names its product chromosome 16 C4orf54 homolog (gene c16h4orf54). The coding region runs from base 1 to 4725 and encodes 1574 amino acids. NCBI's taxonomy places the organism in Eukaryota, Metazoa, Chordata, Actinopteri, Clupeiformes, Clupeidae. The transcript is spliced from 2 exons. The record is from RefSeq and is a predicted model, not a curated record.
AUGGAAGCCUCCGAGAAGACCCUAAUCUACCGGGAAGACGCUGAUCCCGUGAGGAAGUUGAUGACCAACUCCUAUUUAAACACGAGCACGAGGCCCGAGGAAGGCGAAUAUGUGGACUUAAACGAUUUGUUGGAUGUUAAGGCGGGCGACAUGAAAACAGUCAAAGUAACUUUUACGGGAGAAGGGGGCCAGUUGGCCAUUUGUAAAAGCAGCUCCGCUUCGAACGGUUCGCCUUCGAUGAACAGCGCGCCCGGGGAGGUCGAAGACUCCGGUAAAUCACCCGACCCUGCCACCAUUGACAGCAAAUCUAUUAAUCACCAAAGCUCGGGGGACGUCAGAGCGGAAAGCGCCGCGUCAGGCUCGUUUGAAACAGCCUCCUCCGAAGCUCCCGACGCCACUGACAACUUCAUGGACUGCCUGGAGUCACCCGCCGCCAUCCCGGACCCUGCUGCCGUGCCUCGGCCCCACAGCGCGCCUCCCAACACCGACACCGACCCCACGUGCACGGACAAAGAACUACAAUACACCGACAUGAAUCUGGGCAACAAAAGCGACUCCGAGGACGACGUUACGGUGGUGAUGUCUGGCGACUGCACACCCAAUAUCGCCGAGGAUGAGUUCCAUUACAUUACGACCCACGAGAUCCAGCUCUCCGAGUUGGACCAUGACGUGGACUACGAGUUUGAGACGGGAUCCAGCUGGGAGAUCGCGGACGACCACCAAGUUUACUCGUUUGUGGAUUAUGCCUCUUUUGACAGUGAUGAAACGGCGGGGGAGGUCGGGGCUCUAGCGCGACUGAAAGGCAAUCAGGCAGCGGGCGCAAAUACGACUCUCGCAGCCGUCAGCAGUCUGCCUGAAAGCGAUCCGAGUGAGCUGGACAAAUGCGCCAUCUCAGAUGCGCACCAACACGAAGCCAGCAGCGCCGCAGCAGGGCAGAUCCACCUGUCAAUCAAAGCCACUUCCCGCGCUAUAAAUGAGCCUAGCAACGGCCAAGAAAAGGACAACAUUCUCUAUCAUGCCGCGCAUACCGGAGACAUGAGUUUUUUCAGGAGCGCGGACGCGAACUCAGAUAAACUGGCUGAAAGCGCGAAAUGUUACAUCGCCCUCCCGGGGCGCAUGCACUUCGGUAGGAGGCUGAAAGGCAAAGAUGCUCGCUCCUACUCCAGCGGCGCGUCCAGUGCGGUCAGCGAGCUGGACGACGCGGAUAAGGAAGUGCGUAACCUGACUGCCCGCGCGUUUAAGAGCCUGGCGUACCCCUAUUUUGACACCAUCAACUUCAGCACCUCCAGCGAGUCCUCGCUCUCAGAGAGCAUCAACAGGUGGUCCACGUUUGUUGACCUGAAGUAUGGCAACGUGAACGUGACAAAGGGGCGCCACCCCAACCUGACGUCCCACCCAAGCACAUCCAACUUUAAACUGGGCCCGCGCAGGAACAGUACGGGCAUGGCGGGGAUGACGCUCGCCAGCAUGAGAGCGCCCCCGGUCGAGGUGUUCGCGCUGAACGGCAACCUCGUUGACCCCAAAAACGCCGCAUCUGCCCGCAAAAAAAUAGAACUGAUGCAGAAACUCGGGCAGGCCAAAGGCGGCGUGAUCACGCUCACGGAAACGCUGAAUUUUCACUGCAACGUGCAGUCGGAGAUGUCGGGAAGUGAAAGGCGCGCGAAAUUUGCGCAAAAUGCAGGCGGAUCACGUUCCACAGAUGAAGUUACCGACACCUUGCCACGCGGGCAGGGGAGCGCGGGCAGCCAGCAGCCCAGCAAUGCGGGGGAAACCAUGGAAGGCACACACAAGAAAGCAAUAUUCGCUUCGAGCCUUCUCAAAAAUGUCAUUUCUAAGAAAAUGCAAUUUGAGCAGGAGCGCAAGAUGGAGAGGGGGGAGAUCCGAGAACAGUUCCGGGGCGCCUCGCCCUGUUUCUCGUGCUAUGAGAACGAAAACCCGAAGGAAAAACCUCCCCGGGGCUUGCAGAGACAGGGCUCGAGAUACUCCGAGGGCGAUUCGGACUAUACCAUCGUUUGUUUAGAUGACCUGGGGGACAUAGUGGACAGCAGCUCGUGCGAUGCCAAGGACGACAACCGCACAGAUGCCACCUUGACUCGUGCAUCAGAAACGAAUUUAGAAUCGACAAAUGAAGCAGGAAUCGAUACUAAAAAAGGAGCAUUCGAAGCGUCCAAAAGCACGCUGCUUCGAAGCCAAAAUAGCGCAUUCAGAUCCUGGAGGGACGGCGAGCUAGAGUUUCAAAAGGAACAUAAAAACGAUAAACCGCCGGAGGGGAACCUGCCACCGCCUAACGACAACUCGGGAGAAACGGACGUGGACGGGGAUUCGGGCAAGAGCAAGCUCACUAAAAUGUCGCAUUUGUUUCUGCCGAGUAUCCAAGUGGUGUCGAAUGAGGGUGAACUUUGUAAAGGACUGCCGAAUGUGAAUUAUUCGCUGGGAGAGGGCGGAGGGCUGGGAGUUCGCGCCUCCGACAAUACCCUCCUUGUCCCAGACAACGCGCGGAGAGUGGUCACGUCGAAGUCACCCGAAAUCAAGAUAAGUUUACGGAGUGUGAAAGACAGCAGAAGCGACCCGUUCAACAUCGCCAAGCUGCUCGCGCCCAAUAUAGGCUGCAACGCAGUCAACCUUAUCAAGACAUCUGACGACUCCAAAUGCCAAGCGCUCGCCGCGGCGCUCAAGGGUGAGUCGUCCGACAAAGUGCCUCACUUCACGGUCAGAGACAUUAGAGACAACAAGGCUAAGCUGCAGACGCCUAUCCACCAGGUUAGGGACGUGCGCAAAUUGGUGAAAAGCUCAUAUCACUUUGUUUCUUUGGAUAAUAACGAGAGCAAGCCUCCCGUCACGGGUCUUGACCUGAACGCAGAGCAGAAGGUAUUCAAACAGAGUCCGUAUCGCAAUCCAGCAUCCCUUUCCCCCAUAGUGAUAAAAUGUCAGUCAGUGAAUACAAAUAGCAGCGUUAGGCAAUCUGGAAAUUUAAUCGAGGUUUCUAAACGUAGACUUGGAGAAGAGCGACAGGACUUAGACAGGUCCUCCCCUCAGCUACCGCCAGAGGGCGCCAGAAACGGCACGCCGCUCGUGCAGAGACCCACGAGCAGAGCGUACUCCAUCAACGCCAAAGCAGCAGCGCGCGGCGAGCCGGACGCGACCGAACGCGGCCUGAACGUCGAGAGCAGGAGCGGCGCGAGGAGAGCGGCGGCGGUGGAGAAGUCCGGCGAGGGCGGCGAGAAGAAGCCGGAGAGCAAGAUGGCCAACCAGGCGGCUCUGGAGAAGCUGCAGGCGGCGGUCAAGACCAUGGAGCAGCUGUACGUCUUCGACCGCAACGAGUGGAAGAGGCGGGCCGAGCCGCUGGCGCAGCCAAUCACAGACAGCCACGUGCUGUCGCUCAUCGCCAGCGAGGAGCAGGGCGGCGGCGGAGCAGCAGCGGAGGAUGCUGGGAGCGCCGCCCUGCUGGCUGCCAUGGCGACGGAGGCGCGGAGGGACUCGUACCCCGCCGUGGACAAGAGCCCCGCGGGCACCUCCUCCGCAUUCUCCCCCUUCAGCGCGCCCGAGCGCAACGGGCACAAGACGCCCACCUUGCCUGGCACGGCGGCGGGCAGCAGCAGCAAGGGGGUCGGCGCCGCUCUGGGUGGCGGCGGGGGUCAGAGGCCGUUGCCCACGGUGACGUGCAGCGCGGUGCGUGCCCCUCAGGCCUCCUACACGCCCAAGGGCUUCGUGCCCAUCUCGCCCAAGCUGCCCGUCUCGCUCAAGAUCUCGCGGGCGCGCCGGGUGUCCGAGGAGCGCGAGCGUCCGAGCGGCGAGAGCGACCGCGACCGUGACCGCUCCCUGGGGGCCGUCCAGAGCUCCUCCGCGGCCGCCGAGUCCGAGAACUACCUGACCAUCCCCGUCAAGCCGCAGGCCAGGCCGGGCAUCGCCGUCGCCGCCGGCAACAGCAUCAGCACCAGCGGCGGCGGCGGCGGGCGAGAGAAGUCCGUCUACACGUUCACCUCGUCGUCCGCUGCCAAGGCCCAGCGGCACGCGCCCAGCCCCCCCGCCCACCUCCACCUCACGCACGGGGCGUCGUCACGGCGACACGGGGGCCAGUCGUCGGGGCGCCAGUCUCCAGGGCGCCAACGCACCGGCGCCGUCGUCAUGGAGACGCGCUCGCCGGACACGCCCCCCACCGCCACCAUCUACCACCACUCCGUCCCCAUGGCGACGGCCCAGCCGCACCUCAUCUGCUUCUCCCCGUCCGUCCAGCACGCCAUGCCAACCAUGCCCGCCUCUAUGCCCGGCGCCAUGGAGCGCAAGAUGCUGCUGGACCCCACCACGGGCAGCUACUACCUGGUGGACACCCCCGUGCCCCCCCCCACCACGCGCCGGCUCUUCGACCCCGAGACGGGGCAGUACGUGGACGUUCCGUUGCCCUCCGCCCCCCCGCCGCAGCAGGCCAUGACCCCCGUGCCCUUGCCCAUGUCGCCGCUGGCGCUCAGCCCUGGCGCAGCCUACGGGCACACGCUGCCCUACGUGUUCUACCCCGGCUUCAUGCCCUCGCCCACGCUCAUCUCCGCGCGCAUGCCCUCCCAGAUGGCGGUGGUGGGGGGCGAUGUGGGGGGGGGCGAGCGGGAGAAGUCGGGCGUGGGGGGGCAGCAGGGGGGUGGGGAGGGCGUCUACAUGGAGAGCCCCUACUACGUGCCCACGGGGGUGAGGUCAGCACCCCCCUCCCCCCCAUAUUUGGCCAAUCCGGUGUGA